AUGUCUUCCUCUAUUCCCUCUCAAUUCUCUCAAUCAUCUUCUUCGGGGCCCCAGACCAAGAUCGCGCUCGAUUCUAAGGUUAUCGCAAUCACUGGCGCAAAUCGCGGAAUAGGCCUCGGUGUCGCAGAAAGCUGCCUCGUAAAUGGAGCCGCCCGAAUCUACUCCAUCGACAUCGGCGAAACAGGUGAUGAUUUUGCAGCGCUCUCUCAACAUUUCCCGGGCCAGCUUUUCGCCCUCCAAGCUGAUGUAACCAAAGAAGCCAGUAUCUCAGCAGCAGUAGACAAAGUUAUCGAGGAAGCUGGGGCGCUGCACGGAAUGGUCGUGAAUGCAGGGCGGACAAACCACAAAUCAGCACUGGAUUUCACGACCGAAGAGAUCGAAUCACUUUUCUCCGUAAACCUAUUUGGAGCAUUUUACACGGCUAGGUGCGCCGCUCGGGCAUUCAUCAAGCUUGGCAUCAAGGGGGCGAUCGUCUUUACUGCGUCCAUGGCCUCCUACCGCCCCAACAAGCGCGUUCCGUCUACUCCCUAUGGUGCGUCGAAGGCCGGGAUCCGCAAUAUGACGCACACACUUGCGAUGGAGUGGGCUCAGCAUGGCAUUCGUGUAAACAGUGUUUCUCCUGGCUUGGUGAAUACUGCUAUGACAUACUGGGUUCCACAGCAGCCUGAUUGGGAGCAGCAGCUUAAGUAUUAUGGGGGGUUUCCGAGGCUUGCUGAGGUGCAGGAACUUGGCGGUGCUUAUGUCUACUUGUUGAGUGAUGCUGCGUCAUAUACGACGUCGAUUGAUAUCCCAGUGAAUGGUGUUAUUGGAAGUAGGUAA
Penicillium odoratum is the source of this 819-nucleotide messenger RNA. Its product is annotated as NAD(P)-binding protein. Bases 1 to 819 code for a protein of 272 amino acids. The transcript has 4 exons. Gene Ontology annotation, molecular function: oxidoreductase activity, acting on NAD(P)H, oxygen as acceptor. Gene Ontology annotation, cellular component: intracellular anatomical structure. The record is from RefSeq and is a predicted model, not a curated record. Lineage: Eukaryota; Fungi; Ascomycota; Eurotiomycetes; Eurotiales; Aspergillaceae.